AUGGCAUCAGUAUUAAAUGCAGUGCAAAAACGCUGUGCAUAUAUUAAUGAAGAACAGAAAAAUUUACUGAUUGAAUUUAUGCAAAAACAUCCUGAGCUGCAAAGUGGCAAAUUUUCUGCAACAUUUACCUUUAAACAUGCUCAAAAAUUAUGGGAAAAAGCAACAGAUGAAUUACAUAAAAUACCAGGUGCAGUAAAAAGUUGGAAACAGUGGCGAAAAACUUGGCAAGACAUAAGAAGUUCCACUAAAGCCAAAAAUACUUUAAUUAAGAAGCAUGCAAAACAAACUGGCGGAGGGCCUGCAUCAAAUCAGGUUUUAACAGAAAUUGAUCAAAAUGUCCUAGCACUAAUAGGUUCAACAGUCGUAGAAGGACAUAAGGCAAUACAGGAAUCUAACGUACAAUUUGUAAGCAAUCCUUGUUAUAUUGUAUAA
Messenger RNA from Cyphomyrmex costatus, 432 nucleotides. RefSeq lists its product as uncharacterized. Gene Ontology annotation, cellular component: nucleus. The transcript is spliced from 3 exons. Lineage: Eukaryota; Metazoa; Arthropoda; Insecta; Hymenoptera; Formicidae. Bases 1 to 432 code for a protein of 143 amino acids. The record is from RefSeq and is a predicted model, not a curated record.